This is a messenger RNA of Abrus precatorius (Indian licorice), 1026 nucleotides long. RefSeq names its product probable fructokinase-7. The coding region runs from base 1 to 1026 and encodes 341 amino acids. The transcript has 7 exons. Gene Ontology annotation, molecular function: fructokinase activity. The record is from RefSeq and is a predicted model, not a curated record. Gene Ontology annotation, biological process: fructose metabolic process. Gene Ontology annotation, cellular component: cytosol. NCBI's taxonomy places the organism in Eukaryota, Viridiplantae, Streptophyta, Magnoliopsida, Fabales, Fabaceae.
AUGGCCCAGUUUACCCCCUCAGGUAAAUCUGAUCAUCCCUUAAAAGAAGACUGCAAGAAAACAAGUGCACUGGUUGUUUGCUUUGGUGAGAUGUUAAUAGACUUCGUGCCAACAGUGGGUGGAGUGUCACUAGCUGAAGCACCUGCUUUCAAGAAAGCUCCUGGUGGUGCUCCUGCAAAUGUGGCUGUUGGCAUCUCUAGGCUUGGGGGUUCAUCUGCUUUUAUAGGAAAGGUUGGAGCAGAUGAAUUUGGAUAUAUGUUGGCUGAUAUUUUAAAGCAGAACAAGGUUGAGACAUCUGGCUUGCAGUAUGACUCAAAUGCAAGAACUGCAUUAGCUUUUGUUACCCUAAGAGCUGAUGGCGAGCGUGAGUUCUUGUUUUUCCGAAAUCCUAGUGCUGAUAUGCUUCUUCAUGAGUCAGAGCUUGAUAAAAAUCUCAUAAAGCAGGCUAAAAUAUUCCAUUAUGGUUCCAUCAGCUUGAUUAAUGAGCCGUGCAAGUCAGCUCAUCUUGCUGCCAUGAGAAUUGCCAAAGACUCCGGUUGCAUUCUCUCUUAUGAUCCAAACUUGAGAUUGGCAUUAUGGCCAUCAGCUGAGGCGGCCCGGAAUGGCAUAAUGAGUAUAUGGAAUCAAGCCGACAUCAUAAAGAUAAGUGAGGAUGAGAUUACUUUUUUGACUGGUGGUCAUGAUCCUUAUGAUGAUAAUGUUGUAUUAAAGCAUCUUUUCCACCGUAAUCUCAAGCUUUUAAUUGUCACUGAAGGGUCAGAGGGUUGUAGAUAUUACACCAAGGAAUUUAGAGGCAGGGUUGCAGGUGUGAAAGUCAACCCUGUUGACACAACUGGUGCUGGUGAUGCAUUUGUUAGUGGGAUUAUCUACAACUUAGCUUCUGACCGAAGCCUUUUCCAGAAUGAGGAGCGUCUGAGAGAAGCUCUAUAUUUUGCCAACGUAUGUGGUGCCAUAACUGUAACAGACAGAGGGGCAAUUCCUGCACUACCUACAAAAGAAGCGGUCCUGCAAUUCAGUGCAAAAUAG